Molecule: messenger RNA, 2058 nt
Organism: Kalmanozyma brasiliensis GHG001
Lineage: Eukaryota; Fungi; Basidiomycota; Ustilaginomycetes; Ustilaginales
Product: WD40 repeat
Exons: 3
Coding region: 1-2058 (685 amino acids)
Molecular function (GO): protein binding
Source: RefSeq, a predicted model, not a curated record
AUGUACAACCAUCGCUCCAUCGUCCCUUCGGCCGGGGCACAAGGCCCUCCUUCUGGCCCACCCCCUCCCGGUCCAGGUGGAGCUGGCCCAUCCCAAGCAGCUGCAGCCGCCGCAGCCGCCGCGCAACAAGGCCCGCAUCCUGGUGGUCCCGUUGCCGGUGGUCCUGGUGGUCCCGCUCCUGCCGGUCCUCCUGGAGCCGCAGCUGGUCCUCCCGGCGCAGCUCCUCCCGCCGGAGCACCCCACACCAGUUCUGCCAGACUCGCCGACCUCCUCGACUUUGUUCGCCAUGAAUUCGACCUGCUCGGCAACGACACCGCCAAUUUCAAGGCACAACGCGAUGACUUGGAACACAGAGUCACAUCACACAUCAGCGAAGUCAACAUGAUGCAGAACCAUUUUUACGAGCUCGAAAAGCGACACACGCAGAUCAUCCAACAAUACGAAGAAGAAGUCAAACGCCUGCGCAGCAUCCUCGACUCUCGCGGCCUGUCUUCUGAGCACGGCGCUCCUCCCGCAUCCUCCGGUCCUAUGAGCGGACCACCCCAUCUGCCUGCUUCUGGCGCCUGCGGUCCACUCCCCAUCGCCUCUGCUGGUGGCCCUCCCCCUCCCGGCGGCCCCGGCGGCGCAGGCUCCGCAAUGUUCAACGGCAACGGCUCCGAGUAUCCUCGCGGCAACGGUUUCGAUCGCGACCGCGAGCCUCUUCGCAACCCCACGCCUUCCGGCGGCAAAGACGCCAAACGCAUGCGUGUCGACUACUCCGGCCCGCCCAGUCCCGGUGCGGAUCGGGACUGGAUCAAAAAGGAAGAACGUCCGUCCCGGGAGGAAGACAAAUGGGACCGUCCCUCCGGAGGAGCUGCGCCACUAGGACCUGGUCCGGCGCAAUCCCCACACGGCGCCCCACCCCUUCCGCCAGCCAACUACCGCGACACCGCCGACUCGCCCACCGCCGCCGCGGCCGCUGCUGGCAACGUCACGCUCGCAAGUCUCUCCGAUAUGGAUCCGGACGAGAUUCCUAAGGAUCUGAAAAAGGAAGGCGCCGAUUGGCUAGCCAUCUUCAAUCCCAAGAUCAAACGUACGCUCGAUGUCAACCUCGUGCACACGUUCCUGCACGAAUCGGUCGUCUGCUGCGUCCGCUUCUCCGCCGAUGGCAAGUAUUUGGCUACGGGGUGCAACAAGUCUGCGCAGAUCUUUGACACCAAGACGGGUGCGAAGACGUGCGUGCUUACGGACGCGAGUGCGGGGUCCAAAGGCGAUCUGUAUAUCAGGAGCGUGUGCUUUAGUCCCGAUGGUAAGUGUUUGGCGACCGGAGCGGAGGAUAGGCAGAUUCGGAUCUGGGAUAUUGGCAAGAAGAAGGUCAGGCAUCUGUUUGCCGGGCACAAGCAGGAGAUUUACUCGUUGGAUUAUUCGAAGGAUGGGAGGAUCAUUGCGAGUGGGUCGGGGGAUAAGACGGUGAGGAUUUGGGAUGUGGAGAAUGGGCAGUUGCUGCAUACGCUUUACACCAGUCCGGGGUUGGAGCAUGGGCCGAGCGAGGCGGGCGUGACGAGUGUCAGCAUUAGCAGCGAUAAUCGUCUGGUGGCGGCAGGAGCGCUAGACACGCUGGUGAGAGUAUGGGAUGCCCAAACAGGCAAACAACUCGAACGACUCAAGUCGCACAAGGACUCGAUCUACUCCGUCUCCUUCGCCCCGGACGGCAAAUCCCUCGUCUCCGGCUCGUUGGAUAAGACGCUCAAGCUGUGGGACCUCACCGGCACGGCCAAGGCGGUGAGCGAAAACCGGGCGGACGAAAAGGGCAACGCCUCGUGCGCAACCACCUUUGUGGGACACAAGGAUUACGUGCUCAGCGUAUCCUGCUCGCCGGACGGGCAGUGGGUCGCGUCUGGCAGCAAAGAUCGCGGCGUUCAGUUCUGGGAUCCCAAAACCGCCCAGGCCCAAUUCGUCCUUCAGGGCCACAAGAAUAGCGUCAUCGCCAUCAACCUCAGUCCUGCCGGUGGUCUGCUCGCCACCGGAAGCGGCGAUUUCAACGCUAGGAUCUGGAGCUACGAUAGGAUCCAAAACUAA